AUGGCGACUUUGGCAAACACCAUGGAAGCGAAUGUUGCUGCGUCUUUGCAAGCUGUACAGAGGUUAGCCCAACCGGCAGGAAGCGGAAACGAAAAUGGAGAAGGUGCUGAUGACAGCUUGAGAGGCGUUCCGAGAAUUCUAGCUGCUUUUCAGAAAGAUGGCCCGCCGGUUUUCAAUGGUUCGACAAACCAUAUUGAAGCAGACAAUUGGUUCCAAGCUGUGGAGCGUGCAUUGCUGACUCAACAUGUACGGUAUGACCAGUUCGUAAAGCAUGCGGCUUAUCAACUAGUGGGAGAAGUUCAGCAAUGGUGGCAACGAGAGCGCCGACUGCUACACCAACAGAACGUGAACAUUACCUGGGCGUUAUUCGAGGGAGCUUUCUACAAGAAGUACUUUCUUGAGUCGUUAAGGGAGGCCAAAGAAUUGGAGCUCUUACAGCUAAAGCAAGGGUCCAUGACUAUAGCAGAAUACACCAGCAAGGCUGAGGGAAGUGUCAGACUUGUUAUGUCUCCAUUGGAAAUAAGGAGAUUCUCUGAAUUGGUGGACAAGGCGAGGGUUGUCGAAGAAUAUGCAAAGACGGUAUCCUCAUCAAGGAACACUCUUGGAGGGAAUACUAGUAGGGAACUCGAUAAUUAUCUCGGACCAAGGGAACAGAACUUCAAGAAAGAUGGACAUACUCCUCAGCAUAUGCAAGGUCAAGGGAAAUUCAGAAGGGGCAACAAAUCCCAGUUUCAUCAGGAGGAAGGAAAUGGUCGAUGCUAUAAUUGUGGGAAACCUGGGCAUAUAUCUAAGCACUAUCACCGCGGGAGUAACCAAGAUAAGGCUCAGAAUCAACAGUCAGGCCGUGUGUGUACCGUGGAUGCACGUGAUACGACGGGGUCGGACCCUCCGACGAGUGGUAAGAGUGUGCUUUGA
Arachis duranensis is the source of this 915-nucleotide messenger RNA. RefSeq lists its product as uncharacterized. NCBI's taxonomy places the organism in Eukaryota, Viridiplantae, Streptophyta, Magnoliopsida, Fabales, Fabaceae. Gene Ontology annotation, molecular function: nucleic acid binding; zinc ion binding. The transcript is spliced from 2 exons. The record is from RefSeq and is a predicted model, not a curated record. The coding region runs from base 1 to 915 and encodes 304 amino acids.